AUGUUAACAAGGGUUGGUAGGAAAAGGGGGGAGACAAAGGUUUUGCGAAUGCCUGUAAUGGCCCUACUCAUGGAUAAGGAUAGCGGGGCUUAUAAAGGCGUCAAGUUAGCUUCUGGUCAAGAGUUAUUCAGCGCUCAGUUGAUUCUUGCUCCCUCUUUUACGAUUACAUCAUCAUUAGCUCCUUUUUCCUCACACAAGCUGAGUUCCCAUGAUUUGGCCCUCCAAGAUGUCAAAGAGAAGGUUGCCCGGGGAAUAUGCAUUACGAGGAAUUCCUUGAAACCAGAUAUAGCUAAUUGUCUGGUGAUAUUUCCUCCUGGAUCUUUGUGCUCAGAUCAGAGGAUGUCUGUUCGUGUUUUUCAGUUGAGUAGCAAUGUGGCUGUCUGCCCAUCUGGCAUGUUUGUGACUUAUCUUUCAGCACCGUGUGAUAAUGCCGUUGAAGGGAAGAAAUUACUACAUUCAGCCAUAAAUGCCCUGUUUUCCGUGUCUAUUUCUGGUAAAUCUGAAAAAAGUAACAAGGGUGAUCACAGUGAAAAUACUGAAGUAAAACCCAGCCUACUUUGGAGUGCCUUGUAUCUGCAAGAGUUGACUAAGGGUGCAUUUGAAUCCAUCAACUAUAUGACAAUGCCAGAUGAGCAUCUGCACUACAAUAGUCUUCUAGAUACAACAGCAAAGCUAUUCCAAAAAAUGUUUCCUGGUGAAGAAUUCUUCCCUACGACAAAUCCGUCUGAUGAGUUUGCAGAUGAUGCUGAGGAGCAGUGUUAUGAAUGUAGCAGCAUUACGGUGAAAGAUGAACUUGCUUGCUUGCAUAGAUUGGCUGUGGUAGGGAAAUCAAACGUGAAUUUUGAGGACGCUGGACACAGUCGCGCAGGGUUGCGGGGAAGGCCUGAAGGUGGUCGCGUGGAGGUGGACUGGCGGAGCAGUGGAGGGAAGGGCUUAGGGCUGAGGCCUGAAGGCGGAGGCGUGGACUGUGGUCUGUGGAGGCGGAGAAGUGGAGGAAACGGCGCAAGGAGAGGGAAGUGA
Fraxinus pennsylvanica is the source of this 1020-nucleotide messenger RNA. The record is from the annotation of a GenBank genome assembly. Lineage: Eukaryota; Viridiplantae; Streptophyta; Magnoliopsida; Lamiales; Oleaceae.